AUGGCUGCCGAAGGAGAAGCUGCACCAGCUCCAAUUGUUUUCAAUCUUGAUUCAUGGAAAAGAACUUAUUCAAAUGAAGAAGUUUCUGUUUCUAUUCCAUGGUUCUUUGAUAACUUUGAUGCCAAGGAAUAUUGUGUCUAUUUCUCCAAAUAUAAGUUUGAACUUAAUCAACCAAUGCAAUUUAUGGUUAGCAAUCUUGUUGGAGGUAUGUUCCAAAGACUUGAAAGAUUUAAUAAAAUUGCUUUUGGUUCAGUUCUCAUUUUCGGUAAUGAAAAACCAUUCCAAAUUGAAGGAGUUUGGGUUUUCAAAGGAACUGAAAUGCCAAAGGAAUUAAAUGAUUGUGAUGAUGUUGAACUUUAUGAUUGGAAGAAACUUGAUCUUGUUGCUGAUAAAGCUCUUAUUACUGAAUAUCUUGCAUGGGAAGGAGAUUUUGGAGGAAGAAAAGAUUUCGAUGGUAAAGUUUUCAAGUAA
Entamoeba histolytica HM-1:IMSS is the source of this 471-nucleotide messenger RNA. Its product is annotated as eukaryotic translation elongation factor 1 gamma, putative. Gene Ontology annotation, biological process: translational elongation. The transcript has a single exon. Gene Ontology annotation, cellular component: nucleus; cytoplasm. The record is from RefSeq and is a predicted model, not a curated record. Gene Ontology annotation, molecular function: translation elongation factor activity. The coding region runs from base 1 to 471 and encodes 156 amino acids. Lineage: Eukaryota; Evosea; Mastigamoebida; Endamoebidae.